Molecule: messenger RNA, 1285 nt
Organism: Lolium rigidum
Lineage: Eukaryota; Viridiplantae; Streptophyta; Magnoliopsida; Poales; Poaceae
Product: 11S globulin seed storage protein 2-like
Exons: 2
Coding region: 38-1144 (368 amino acids)
Molecular function (GO): nutrient reservoir activity
Source: RefSeq, a predicted model, not a curated record
CAUCCAGCUCCUACCCACGCACGUACACCGAUCCACAAUGGUGCAGCGCACGAGCAACGCAGAGGUCAUGUCCAUGGACCUGUCGCCCAAGAUGCCCGCCAAGGCCUACGGUGGCGAGGGCGGCUCCUACUUCGACUGGAGCCCGGCCGACCUCCCCAUGCUCGGCGCGGCCUCCAUCGGCGCCGCCAAGCUGCACCUGGCCGCCGGCGGCCUCUCCCUGCCCAGCUACUCCGACUCCGCCAAGGUCGCCUACGUGCUGCAGGGCGCCGGCGCCUGCGGCCUCGUCCUCCCGGAGGCCGCCAAGGAGAAGGUCAUCCCCGUCAAGGCCGGUGACGCGCUCGCGCUCCCCUUCGGUGCCGUCACCUGGUGGUUCAACGCCCAGGACUCCAGCACGGAGCUCGUGGUGCUGUUCCUCGGCGACACCUCCAAGGGCCACACUCCCGGCAAGUUCACCAACUUCCAGCUCACCGGCGCCACCGGCAUCUUCACCGGCUUCUCCACCGAGUUCGUCGCCCGCGCGUGGGACCUGGACCAGGACUCCGCCGCCAAGAUCGUCUCCACGCAGCCUGGCUCCGGCAUAGUCAAGGUCGCCGCCGGCCACAAGAUGCCGGUGCCGCGCGCCGAGGACCGCGAGGGGAUGGUGCUCAACUGCUUCGAGGCGCCCCUGGACGUGGACAUCCCCGGCGGGGGCCGCGUCGUGGUGCUCAACACCGCCAACCUGCCGCUCGUCAAGGAGGUCGGGCUCGGCGCCGACCUGGUCAGGAUCGACGGCCACUCCAUGUGCUCGCCGGGCUUCUCCUGCGACUCCGCGUACCAGGUCACCUACAUCGUGCGCGGCAGCGGCCGCGUGCAGGUGGUCGGCAUCGACGGCACCCGCGUGCUCGAGACCCGCGCCGAGGGCGGCUGCCUCUUCAUCGUGCCCAGGUUCUUCGUCGUCUCCAAGAUCGCUGACGACACCGGCAUGGAGUGGUUCUCCAUCAUCACCACCCCCAACCCGAUCUUUAGCCAUUUGGCGGGGAAGACGUCCGUGUGGAAGGCGAUAUCGCCGGCGGUGCUGGAGUCGGCCUUCAACACCACGCCGGAGAUGGAGAAGUUGUUCCGCUCCAAGAGGCUGGACUCCGAGAUCUUCUUCGCUCCCAGCUAGACCAGCCACGCAGCCGUCCAUCCAUCUCCGGCACCGGCCAGCCAUUAGCUCAAAAUUAGUUGGUUUCGAUUAGUUCGUGAUCUCUUCCUUUAAUCAGUCAGCAUAUUCUGUAAUAAGCCCGAGAUGUGGAUGGCGAUUUUA